Messenger RNA from Prosopis cineraria, 1954 nucleotides. RefSeq lists its product as uncharacterized. The coding region runs from base 257 to 1675 and encodes 472 amino acids. The transcript is spliced from 2 exons. Lineage: Eukaryota; Viridiplantae; Streptophyta; Magnoliopsida; Fabales; Fabaceae. The record is from RefSeq and is a predicted model, not a curated record.
CCCUCCACUAUAAAUUUGUCUCCCUCAUCACUACUCUCCCUCUCUCUCUCUGCAUCUGUCGCUGGCUUUACCCCUCUCUGCUCGUACUGAAGCUCCCAGCCUGGCUCGCUUCUUUCAGGGGAAAAAGCUCUGAAUUCUCAGAAUCCCCAUUUAUGAACCCCUUCUUUCGUCCUUAUUCCUAGUUAACCCUUUUGCUUUACCUCUCUUUCUCCGCUAUCUACAUCUAUCAUCUUCCCUCUCCAUUAACUUGUCUGAUAUGUUGUUUUCUUCCGAGAAAAUGGCUUCUUGUGGUAAACCCUUAAGGGAUCAAAUGCUGACCGCCAAACAGCUCCGAAGGCCAUCCAAUAUGCUGCUUAAGGAUUAUCUCAGGGACGAUCUCAGUUCCUGCUCUUCCAGCGGCUUCAAAUCUCUUCCUCGCCGACAGUGCUGCGCCACCGUCCGAUUUGAUAUCCUCGAGAAAGAUCUCCACGCCGCACGGAAUCUACUCCUUCGACCGACUAUCAGCCACCGAAGUUCUUGCUCUUUCAAGGUCGCUUCCCCCACCAUAUCAGCCCUGCAUAGGGCUUCUCGGGCCGUCAUCAACGCCGCUAAAUUACUGCCAUUCCCCUCCAUAUCCGCGAUGGCAUCGUCGUCGUCGUCCUACAAAAAGAGUAACUCCAAGAAUGGUCUCCUGUGCAAAAGCUUGUCUCGGAAGAUGUUGAGCCGGAGCUUCUGGAGAAAAGCGAUCGAGGAUGAGGUGAGCGAGCCUCGACGGUGGAGAUCAUUUAGAGAGUUGCUAGAAGAGAAGGAGGAGCCGUCGGAUCAGCACACACAAAGCUCGAGCACGAUGAGCGUGACUUCGGGAAUUAGCAGUAGCACUAGCGGAAGUAGCAGCGGGAACAGUAACGGAAACAGUUGGAGGUCGAGCGAAUUCACUUGGGAGAUAUUACGGUCGUCGAGCGAUAAUUCGGACGUCGUCGGAGUUGUGAGCAGCGAGAAUACGACGAUGCACAAAACAGCGACCAAGACGGGUGAAGAUUCCACUGACGGCUGCACCUUGGAGAAAUUAAUGGAUUGGGCGAGGGAGGAGAAGGAACAACUGAGUCCUGUAUCGGUGCUGAAUUGUCCGUUUGGAGAUGAUGAAGAGGUCAACUCUCCUUUGGAUUCUACGAGCUGCUGUCGCUCGGAAGGUGGAAUUGUUGCAGGAAACAAAAACAAGCAUACGCAGAAGAGUCGACGUUUUGAUGACGUGGCUUCAUCACUGAAGCCGAUCGACCUAGAGAAACGAAUGGCAAUAUUAUCGUUAGAAGUACUUGAGGAUGAACUAACAGCUGUGCAGCGAAAUGAGAAGAGCAAGGGUGAGGAAAAAGCGUGGUUGCUGGUUAACGAGCUUGAAACUUCAAGGACUACGUGUAUGAUCAAUAGAGCAGAGAAGAAGCUCUUGUUGGAUUUGUUCAAUAACAUGGAAAACAAUGAGGAUGAAGAGAUGAAGGAAGGGGAAAUAUCAAAGGCAGCGAAGGAAUGGAUAAGUGGGGAACGGCAAGGAGUGAGUAAUAUGGGUUGGGAAGUUUGUGUGAGGGAGAUGGAUAGAUGUGAAAGAUGGACAAAUAUUUCAGAUGAAGGAGUGGGGAUGGAGUUGGAAUUCGAAGUUUUGAAGAGUUUGAUGAACGAGCUCGUACUUGAACUCACAUCGUGAUGAGAGAGUCUACACCUGAGCUUAAUUUCUUGCUUUCAUUAUUUAUUUUCAGAUUAGUGAUAGAAAUUGAAACGCCUUGUCCCCGUCCAGGGGAUUCAUAGUCUCAUAGAGGAUCAGUGAAGUUUUGGAAUAGUCAAUAUUAUUGGGAUUUUUGUUCAUCAGUUGAACAUCAUUUGAGGCUUUGAAUAAUGGCCAUCAUGAUUUGUGAUUUCUAAACCUCAUCCGGUUUAGUAUCCAGAAUCUAAACAUGAAAUCUGAGGUCAGCUCUAUUUUUUUUCA